AUGGACCACUCUCUACCUCGCAGGGCUUCUGCACUGGGCGUAUCAUCCCCUACGCGUCUGGAGAUGUACCACAGACCAUACCCUACUGCUCGGACUAAUUCCCCUUCGCCUCUCGAUGGCAGCUUUGCUCAGGUGCCACCAUGGUCGAGUCCACGGCUGACCCCCGCAUCCACCCCGCCGCCGAUGUCCCCCGUGCACUUUCCCCCAUCCCCACUCGACGUGCCGCCGAGCCCGAGCAUAUCGGAGAGUGCACCGACAAUAUGUGGUAUGCCGCUGAAAUACGUCUCCUUGGUCACACUCGCAGUGCAGAAUGCUGCUCUGUCCAUUGUGAUGCACUACUCACGGGUAUCGAUACCGGCAUCAGAGGCGUACUCUCCUGCAUCCGCAGUGCUCCUGAACGAGCUGCUCAAGGGAUCCAUCUCAUUCGUCAUAGCCUUCCUUAGGGUUGUCGACGCAUCUGACGCGUCGGGUAAGGGUAUCUCGGUCUGGUGGUGGGCGCUGCAGAGAGUAUGUCGCGAGAUUUUCAGCCGCGAUUGCUGGAAAUUGUCAAUACCGGCCAUCCUUUACGUGGUGCAGAAUUCACUGCAGUUUGUCGCCAUCAGCAAUUUACCGGUCGCUACAUUCCAGGUCACUUACCAGAUGAAGAUCCUCACCACGGCUGCGUUCUCCGUCAUGCUCCUUCGCAAGAAGCUGGGCUCGACAAAAUGGCUCUCGCUCUUCUUCCUCGCCAUUGGGGUCGGUAUUGUGCAGAUUCAGACCAGCACUACAUCUGCACCACAGAACACACCUGUUGGUAGUGCUCACGAGUCGGCACCGCUCCACGUCCACAUCAUGAGCCCGCUCAAGGGCUUCGGUGCGGUGGCAGCAGCAUGUUUCACCUCUGGCCUCGCUGGCGUCUACUUCGAGAUGGUGCUCAAGAACUCGAAGGCGGACCUGUGGGUGCGGAACGUACAGCUAUCAUUAUUUUCCCUCGUCCCCGCCGUGCUCCCGAUCUUCUGGGAGAAGUCGCCCAUGUAUGUGCGGGACGGGAUUAUUUAUGGUUUCUUCCGGAACUUUGGUGGAUGGGCUUGGGCGACGGUCGCAGUACAGGUGCUGGGCGGGCUGAUCACCGCGAUUGUCAUCAAGUACUCGGACAAUAUUCUUAAGGGCUUCGCAACCAGUCUAUCCAUCGUCCUCUCCUUCCUCGCGUCUGUGGCACUAUUUGGCUUCCGCAUCACACCUUCUUUUUUAAUUGGAUCGACAACCGUGCUGGUGGCAACGUGGAUGUACAACCAGCCUCCAGGCCAGGAGCUCGUGGCUAUUACCAACGUCAUCCCGGUCAUACCUGCAAAGUCAGAAAAAUCGUUCAGCGCGGCUGUCAGUCCGAACGCACCCAUCAUUGGCCAGUUCUCUUCUCAGAAGAAGUCUCCCUCACCAUUCGGCAGUCCACGCAUGAUCGCGAGCGCGAUGGGCUUCGGGGACGACAAGAACGACAGCGAGAGCCUAUUCGGUGCGACACUGGACACUACGCGGUAUCUGAGCGCACCUUACGGCUCGCCAUAUCCUUCGCGGACGCCUUCGCCGAUUCCGACGCCACCCUCUCCUCAUCAUGGGUCACAGGGCAACCCCGCUACUCCGCAUUGGCAUUAA
This is a messenger RNA of Laetiporus sulphureus 93-53, 1629 nucleotides long. RefSeq lists its product as uncharacterized. Gene Ontology annotation, biological process: pyrimidine nucleotide-sugar transmembrane transport. NCBI's taxonomy places the organism in Eukaryota, Fungi, Basidiomycota, Agaricomycetes, Polyporales, Laetiporaceae. Gene Ontology annotation, cellular component: Golgi membrane. The transcript is spliced from 2 exons. Gene Ontology annotation, molecular function: UDP-galactose transmembrane transporter activity. The record is from RefSeq and is a predicted model, not a curated record. Bases 1 to 1629 code for a protein of 542 amino acids.